Messenger RNA from Choloepus didactylus (southern two-toed sloth), 2074 nucleotides. RefSeq names its product achaete-scute family bHLH transcription factor 1 (gene ASCL1). Gene Ontology annotation, biological process: neuron differentiation; sensory organ development; positive regulation of transcription by RNA polymerase II. Gene Ontology annotation, cellular component: RNA polymerase II transcription regulator complex. The record is from RefSeq and is a predicted model, not a curated record. Gene Ontology annotation, molecular function: DNA-binding transcription factor activity, RNA polymerase II-specific; RNA polymerase II transcription regulatory region sequence-specific DNA binding; protein dimerization activity. Lineage: Eukaryota; Metazoa; Chordata; Mammalia; Pilosa; Megalonychidae.
CGGGGAGGGAGGAGGAAAAGCAUUUGCACCUUCUUUGCUUCCACCCUAAGAAGUCUCCCUGGGAUUUUGCAAUUUUUAAACUUCUCUCCGGGCUCCCUUUUCAUCUCUCCCCUUCUUUCCCUCUCUUGUUUGUGCACCCAAGUCCUGUCUGUGCCCUCGCCCCCGCCUCGCGCGCCCCACGUCCCCGCACUCUCGGAUUCCGCGACUCCUUGGCGGCCGCUGCGCAUGGAGAGCUCUGCCAAGAUGGAGAGUGGCGGCGCGGGCCAGCAGCCCCAGCCGCAGCCCCAGCAGCCCUUCCUGCAGCCGGCAGCCUGCUUCUUCGCCACCGCCGCCGCCGCGGCGGCAGCGGCAGCGGCGGCGGCGGCGCAAAGCGCGCAGCAACAGCAGCAGGCAACCGCAGCUGAGCCCGCGACCGAAGGCCAGCCCUCAGGGGGCGGUCAUAAGUCAGCGCCCAAGCAAGUCAAGCGACAGCGCUCAUCCUCGCCGGAACUGAUGCGCUGCAAACGCCGGCUCAACUUCAGCGGCUUCGGCUACAGCCUGCCGCAGCAGCAGCCGGCCGCCGUGGCGCGCCGCAACGAGCGCGAGCGCAACCGCGUCAAAUUGGUCAACCUGGGCUUUGCCACCCUACGAGAGCACGUCCCCAACGGCGCAGCCAACAAGAAGAUGAGCAAGGUGGAGACGCUGCGCUCGGCGGUCGAGUACAUCCGCGCGCUGCAGCAGCUCCUCGACGAGCACGACGCGGUGAGCGCCGCCUUCCAGGCCGGCGUCCUGUCGCCUACCAUCUCCCCCAACUACUCCAACGAUAUGAACUCCAUGGCCGGCUCACCGGUCUCAUCCUACUCAUCCGAUGAGGGCUCUUACGACCCGCUCAGUCCUGAGGAGCAAGAGCUGCUCGACUUCACCAACUGGUUCUGAGGGGCUCGGCCUGGUCAGGCCAUGGUGCGAGCGGACUUUGGAAGCAGGGUGACCGCCAACCUGCAUCUUUAGUGUUUUUCUCUUCAGCGACGUUGGGAGGGGGAAAAAAGGAAAAACAAAAUAACAAAAAGUAGAAGAGAAGGAAUAAAGGCCAGACAACCAACCCCAAUGCGAACUAAGCGACGCAUGCCGGAGCUGCAAGACUCUUAGAGAACAGGGAUGCCCUCAGAACAGUAUCUUUGCACUCCAACCGUUCACGGAGCUAUAAAGAGCGACUAGGACCUGAGUCAACGCCAAAAUGCAGCUUGUGUGCAAAAAGCCAGUGGGCCCCUGGCGGAAGGGAGCAGCACACGCCCUUGCGCCAAUUCCCACCCACCACUAACAGGCAGAUCUGAAAGCACUUGCUCCGGUGCCUCCACCUCCCCGCCCUCUCUCAAAGCGCAGUUCUUAGCACUCUAGAAAUGGGUUGGUGUCUUUCGUCCCAGCCCCCCCCCCCCCCCCGCCGCAAUCCCAAUAAACUGCGGACAUUUGUCUGCAGUGAAACUAUGCUAUUCUCAGUCCUUUGAAAUCCCCUCUUUGAGGGAUCCCUUUCCCCAAGCCUCACACACCCCUUCACUUGUCUUUUCUACCGUUUCAUUAUAGAAUGCUUCCGAUCUUUUGUGAAUUUUUUUAUUAUAAGAAAAAUCUAUUUGUAUCUAUCCUAACCAGUUUGGGGAUAUAAUAAAAUAUUUUUGUACAUAAGAGAGAAAGAGAGAAAAAAUUUAUAGAAGUUUUGUACAAAUGGUUUAAAAUGUGUAUAUCUUGAUAUCUUAACAUGUAAUGCUAUUACCUCUGCCUAUUUUAGAUGUGUAGUUCACCUUACGACUGCCAUUUUCCAUGUGGUUUUGUAAAAAACUCUCCUGAUAGGUGAGGUCAAAAGGCCACCAGAUGUACUUCAGCACCAAUGUGUCUUACUUUACAGAGACUUUGUUAAUGUAUUAAUGAUGUUAUUAAAUCCUGUUCAAGAAGAACAAAGUUUAUGCAGCUACUGUCCAAACGCAAAGUGGCAGCCAGUUGGUUUUGAUAGGUUGCCUUUUGGGAAAUUUCUAUCACUGCCUCUUUUUUCUUACUAUUUUAUUACAAACUUAAAAAAAAAAAAACAUGUAUAACCCUGUUUUAU